Tuber aestivum (summer truffle) is the source of this 651-nucleotide messenger RNA. Lineage: Eukaryota; Fungi; Ascomycota; Pezizomycetes; Pezizales; Tuberaceae. The record is from the annotation of a GenBank genome assembly.
GACCUUUUAACAGGAAAAAGUACAGCUCUGCCUUGCACCAGCAAGCAAACCUUCAAUCAAGCAAGAAGGAAAGGUAAAGUAGUAAAAAAAGUAAAAGAGUAAGCCUGUUUCAAAAGAUACCCUAGAAAUCCGAAUGAGUGAGUGGGAAGGCCUACCCCCCCCCCCCGGGCCUGAAAGUGGUGGUGGUGGGGCGGGAUACGAGGGUGGGAAAUGGAAGUGUAAGAGAAAUGGAGGGAAAAAAUAAAAAAAUACAAUCAGCAGAACAUAUAAAAGGAGGGACUGCUCCCACCUCGUUUUCCUUUUGUCAUUCCCCCCCAAGUUUUGCACUCCCACCUGCUGGCACAGUACUGUCAGUAUACCUGCUCACUCACCUCACACAUCCUUUGACCACCAUAUUCAGCCAGCUCCGUUGUUGCCUUGAAAUUCAGAACAUACUCCGUUACCUGUCCCGAACAACCAUCUUCUAUCAUACUCCGGCCAAAAAAGAAGUGGGGGCCUGUUUGCUUGCUAGCUAGGCAAUCCCUGAAGUGUACGUCAUCCAACUGUUUAUAUAGGUUCUAUCGAUAAGACCGAGCUGACAAGUUUUCCCUCUCCCCCUUUUUGCCUCAGCUCAGUACUCGCAAGGAAGAAAGAUAUAACCUCUCAAGAGAA